GGCACAAUUGUUUCACUCUCUUCUGCAAUUGGUCAAAGUAAACGCCGGUAAAUACUUGGGGAAAGAGGAAUGCGUUUCCUCUGUUUCGAUUGGCUGCGGGACAAGAACCUUCGCAAUUGUAUCUUCUCGAGAUCAGCCGCAGCUGAAGCCGAACAUGUCGGAUCCCACUGUUGCAGAUACUCGCCGAUUAAACUCUAAACCACAGGAUCUCACAGAUGCGUAUGGCCCCCCAAGCAAUUUUCUUGAAAUCGACGUUUAUGACCCACAAACAAUUGGAGUUGGCCGGAACAGAUUCACCACCUAUGAAGUGCGAAUGCGGACAAAUCUUCCCAUCUUCAAACUUAAGGACUCUGUUGUGCGGAGAAGGUACAGUGAUUUUGAGUGGCUGAAGAAUGAGCUGGAGAGAGACAGUAAGAUUGUGGUGCCCCCUCUCCCUGGGAAAGCUUUAAAAAGGCAGCUGCCCUUCCGAGGAGAUGAGGGUAUCUUUGAGGAGUCCUUCAUUGAGGAGCGGAGGGUAGGCUUGGAGCAGUUCAUCAACAGACUUGCAGGUCAUCCCCUGGCCCAGAAUGAGCGCUGUCUCCACAUGUUCCUUCAGGAUGAGUCCAUUGACCGGAACUAUGUUCCUGGAAAACAGCCCGGGGAUGAAAAAUGAUGGUCUACUCAGCCCAGCCCCCCCCAUCUCUACAACCCCUGGCUGUUUGGCUUCAUCACUAGAGUUCACGUUGCCUCUUCCACAGGGGGCCUCCCCUCACAUCCUCCUUAACAACUGCAUCUGUGUUGGAACGCUCUGUAAAUACAAUGUACAUAUGUACAUAUCUUAUUUGUAAUCUAUGUCUGGGGAAGCUGUCAGGAUACUUACAUGCAGAGCAUUUAACUUGUAGCAGAUGUUUGUGGGUGGAGAAGGCGAAUUCAUGAAACGAGUGAGUUGGUAAGCUACCUUGUGUAAACCUUUUUGAAACAAGAACAUUUUCUAUUUGACUUUAAGCUUAGUCAGCAAGACUAAUGAUUUAGUAAUAGUUAACGACAAAUUAGAAAAUACUGCAUUGUUUCAGUAACAGAAGUUUGCUUCCUAACUCAUGAAUUCUGCUUGGUGAAGUAUAAUUUGGUGUAAAUUUCUCAUGUGAAAAUGACAACGGCUCUGAAUACUUAUUCCAGAGACCACGGUUUUUCUUAGUUAUAGAGAUUGAUCUCUAGAUUUUCAAAGGGAAACCUGGCCCACCUGACUCGCCAAACGCAAAGAAAACAAUUAUAUUACGUUCCAUUGAGAUACUUUUUUUAUUAAUGUAUAUGUACUUGACAACUCAUUAGUAAAUCUUGAUAGAGGAAUGAUUCCACACUAGAAUUUUUAUUUUUGCGAAGAAUUAUGAUUGAGUAUCUGGGGACAAAUAUUCAUACAAUCUCAAUUGUCAUCAAAGAUUUCCAUGGCACUUGCUGCAAAAGCAGGGAUGCUAACCCCCAUCUUCUUGGGAAAACUCCCAACCUAGCUUCUCACCACCAUUGCCACAUAAGCGUUCUAAACAUCUCUUCUCUACUGCAACACUACUGUAGGUUGUUUUUGUUUUAACGUGUGAAAUAAAGGUUGAUCGAUGGCAAAAAGAAUGUCCAGCAGGAUACAUAUUUUUACACUUGCUGAUCCAGGGUUGUGUCUCAGACGGAAAUGUAUGCAGUGUUUAGGUGCAACUGUUCACUCUGAUCUGUUGAAUGUGUGGGGUGAGGCUGAUUGUACAAAGAUCGGCCCUCUCAAUCUGAUUGCCCUGCGGCCCUGACAAUCACCCUUCACACCGCUGUUUAUCCAACCAAUCAGCGCUUGGAUGCGAGAAGAAGCAAGUAUUGUCUAAUGUCUAUACAGAAUGAUAGGGGCCUCUAGUGGCCAAAAGGAUGUAUUAGCAUGGGCAGCGCCAUUGAGGGCUUCCAUCAUUUUAAUGUAGUCAAUUGGGUGGGGCUUCCAACUUCAUUUGCUGAUCCCUCUUGGUAACCUUGCUGGAGUCAUGUCCUACCGGGUCCUCAGGAGUGAUCAGCCAAUCGUGAAGAAGAACAUUGACAACUUCAAAAUGGAGAUAGGCUCAAUGGAACUGCCCAUGCUGUGACAGAAGACACUAACAAAGAUGAGUCCAUCUAUCUAUGGUAAUGAUGGACUCCCACAUGAUGUUUUCCUAUCUUAAGGUGUUGUUCAUUCAUUGAACCUAACCACACAACCAUAAAGAACUAUCUCUAAUGGAAA
Molecule: messenger RNA, 2221 nt
Organism: Salmo salar (Atlantic salmon)
Lineage: Eukaryota; Metazoa; Chordata; Actinopteri; Salmoniformes; Salmonidae
Product: sorting nexin-12
Biological process (GO): endocytic recycling; late endosome to Golgi transport
Cellular component (GO): early endosome membrane; retromer complex
Molecular function (GO): phosphatidylinositol-3-phosphate binding
Source: RefSeq, a predicted model, not a curated record